This is a messenger RNA of [Torrubiella] hemipterigena, 906 nucleotides long. Lineage: Eukaryota; Fungi; Ascomycota; Sordariomycetes; Hypocreales; Clavicipitaceae. The record is from the annotation of a GenBank genome assembly.
AUGUCGGUUCCGCAAGACAAGAAGACGGUGCUCGUCACUGGAUGCACUCCCGGUGGCAUUGGCCAUGCUCUCUGCCUCAAAUUCCACGCCUCCGGCUACCAUGUCAUUGCUACAGCCCGCCGCCCCGAAGUCCUCGACGGCCUCCGGGACAUGGGCAUGACAACCAUUGGUCUCAAUGUCGACCAGCAGUCCAGCAUCAACGAGUGCGUGGCGCAAGUGACCAAGCUGACGGGCGGUACUCUCGACAUUCUCGUCAACAAUGCCGGCGUCAUGGCACACAUGCCCGCCGCCGACAUCGACCUCGACGACGUCCGCACCAUGUUCGAGACCAACGUCUUUGCCGUCAUGGCCAUGGUCAAGGCCUUUGUCCCGCUGCUCAUCCCCGCACGCGGCCUCAUCCUGCAAAUCUCCUCCAUUGCCGGCGUCGUCGCCGAUCUCUACGCCAGCGGCUACUCGGCCACCAAGGGCGCCCUGACAUCUUACUCGCGCACCCUCCGUCUCGAGCUCAAGCCCUUCAAUGUCCGCGUCAUGAUUGCCCACACCGGCACCGUCAAGUCCAACCUCACCACAAAGUUCCACAGCCCCCUACCCGAGGGCUCCAUCUACAAGCCUGUCGAGGACAUGGUGCUCAAGAGACACGAGUUCUCGCAGGAAAACUUCCCCAUGGACACGGAUGUCUUUGCGGGCAAGAUUGUCCGCGCGGCCAUUAAAGGUGAGGGGUGGUUCGGCGGCUGGUUUGGCCGCACGCCGGAUUGGAUUUGGACGGGUGGUCUGGCGAGACGUACGUGGCUGGGCACGUAUUUCCCGGAUUCGUGGAUGGAGGCGCUGGUGGGCAUGUUGUCUGAGGACGAUGUGAUUACGGCCAAGAUUCAUGCUGCUGCGGCGGCGGAGGCCAAGGGCGAGUAG